UUAACUGGGUACGACACGGAACCGAGCGACGAAGAAAAUGACAACAUUUUCCGUACAAAUAAGUGGAAACCUGCUAUGCCAGAACCUAAGGUAAAUGAAAUUGAAAGUGAAGGUGGAAUUGAAGACAUGGAUUUAGAUAGCAAUGAAGAAGAUUCCACGUCUGAAGCAGCUUUUCACAAAUGGUUAGCCAGCUUUGAUGGAAGUACUCCUAAUCCGACAGUACCUGUACAAUUUGUAAAUGACAAACAUGUGCCUGAAAUUGCAGAGAACAAAAUUGAGUUUGUUCCUAAAUUACCACUUGUCAAACAGUCGGAAAAACCCCCUGUAUUAGAUAUGUUCAGUUCAUCUUCUUCUGCAGAGGUCAGGUCAACUCUGCCAACAUUGGACAGGACGUCACCACCACUACUUACAGUAGAACAGCCUGCACCUCCAUUACAGAAAGAAAAACAGACAUUGUCACAAAUGGACAUAUCAACACCUGUGUUACAAAGCUCAAAACCAUCAAGAAGGUUUUCAGAGAAUCCCACUUCGUCAGAUUCAGCUGUGAAACGAUCCACAUCACGUUCACCUGAGUGUCAAACAGUUGCAGGUUUAUCAGACACGAUGGUGAAACAGUCCCCAUCUAAUCCAUUCAAGUUUCGGGCAGUUACAUCAGAUUAUGGGUCACUGCGAUCCCCUUCCUGCUCACCAGAGCAUACUCCUGAGAAUGGAACACUUACUAAAUCAUUGUCCUCCUUUUCAAAUAAAAGGGAUGAAUCUUUAGUAAAUAGAAAAAGGUCCAGAUCAAGUUCAUUGGAGAGGGAGAGAAGAACAAGUUCAUCAUCUCCAGAUGUCAAACUGUCACAUUCAAGAGAAAAAAACACGCCAUCUAAAGAUCAAGAAAGAAGAUUUUCUGAAGAAAAAAGAGGUAAUAGAAGUAGGAGCAGAAGCAAAGAGCCUCAUCCAAGACAUGAACGGCCAAUCGAAGACUUACAAGUUGGCCAUGCAAGUCAUGCCUUAGACCAUCACCUGCAAAACAGAAUGUCCAGUUCUCCACAAAAGGAUGUGGACAAUCGUGGCACGAGGAAUGCAUCGCCAGUAGAAGAUCAGCACCCUCAAAGGUUGUCAACGGAGAUGGACAGAUCCUGUUCACAGGAUAUUUCAUCAAAACAGAAAACAGUAGACAGAUCACCAUCUCAUGAAAAACAUCACAGCAAGUCACCACCUUUUAGGAAAAAAUGUAGCAGAUCCAAAUCCAGAAGUCCGUCAAAAUACAGAGCAAGGGAGAGAUCGGAUGAGAGAAGGCGUAGUAGAUCAUGUUCACGUGAGAGAAGACUAUCUCAGUCUAAGGGUAGAAGAUAUAGGCCACGUUCAAAGUCAAAGGAAAGACCCAUAUCUCCAUACAAAAGUAGAAGUCAUUCACGCUCAAGAUCCAAAGAAAAAAAUAGAAUUAAUUCUCCAUUCAAAGAUAGAAGUCGCUCACAAUCAAGAUCCAAAGAUGUUGGGCAAAAUAAAUAUCCAUACAAAAGUAGAAGUCGUUCAUGUUCAAGAUCCAAAGAAUUAAAGUGUGAAUCUCCAAACAAAGUUAGAAGUCGCUCGCGUUCAAAGUCAAACCCUAGAAAAAGUACAUCUCCUAUAAAAUCCAGAAGAAGUCGAUCACAUUCAAGAUCAAAGCAAGAUCGGUCAAGAUCAAGAUCUAAAGGCGAGAGAAGAAGUUUGUCACCAAUAAAAUUCAAACGGAGAAGAAGUUUGUCAAGAGAUAGGAGGCGCAGUAGGUCUCGUUCCAGAGGAAAAAGGCACAGUAGGAGAAGCAGGUCUCGUUCAAGGGGAAAGAGAAGAAGCAGGUCUCGUUCUAGGACAAAGCGAAGAAGCAGAUCUCGUUCUAGGACAAAGCGAAGAAGCAGAUCUCGUUCUAGGACAAAGCGAAGAAGCCGAUCUCGUUCUAGGACAAAUCGAAGAAGCAGAUCUCGUUCUAGAGGAAAAAGAAGAAGCCGGUCUCGCUCUAGAGGAAGGAGAAGUAGGUCUCGUUCUAGAGGAAGGAGGAGAAUAUCAGGAUCCCGUGAUAGGGCCAGGAGAAGGAGAUCUAGGUCAAGAAGUCCAAGACGAAGAAGAUCACCUUCGCCAAGAUAUCGUAGAAGACGUCGCUCCAAAGAUAGAUCUCGACGGAGUAGCAGCUUUGGCUUUGAAGAUGAUCCUGCAAUGGCUGCCCAGGAAGCUUUAGCACGGCGGUUGGAAAAAGCUAAAGAGAAAGAGAGGGAAAGAAUCGAGAGGGAAAAACUUAAUCCACCAUCAGAUGAUUUGAAAUCAUUAAAUGCAGCUGUUCUGUUAGCAGACUCCAUGGGACAAGUCACACCACAGGAAGCUGUUGCAGCAGCAGCUGCUGCUAUGCAAGCCAGGGUUUAUGCAGAGACUGGUAUUGCUGUUCCCAAGUAUUACAACCCAACUGCAGUGAAUCCUUUACAGUUUGCUGAACAACAGAAGAAGAGAAAACUUCUCUGGGGAUCUUCUAAAGAUAAAAAAGAACAAGAACAGCAAGCUGCCCAAGCUCAAGCUCAAGCACAAGCUCAAGCACAGGCUCAGGCGCAAGCACAGGCGUCGGCCAACAAAUGGGAAAAUACCAUGUUUAGUGACAAUGAUCAGCAAGAAAAAUUCAGACGUUUGAUGGGUAUGAAAGGGGACAAAACAGAGCAGGCAGCGGCUGCUGAUGGAGGCAAAUCUGAAGAACUUGAGAAACAGCAGCAUGAAAGAGCUAAACUUUAUCAGACACUGGAUGAACAGUAUGAAAUUGCUAGAGUGAAGACACAUACACAGAGGAGUUUUGGUUUAGGCUUUGGUGCAUCCAGUAGUGGAGAUAAUAUUUAACAACCAAUAUUUGUCAAUUUCACUACUUUUCAUUCAGUACUUUUUUUAUAGAAAAAUUAAUCAUGACAUUUUAUUCACCACAUCAGGUUUGUUUGAGGUUUAAUUAUAUCCUUUUGUAGUCUUCACGUUAUACCCCAGCUAGUACUGUGUUACUAUACUAGUAUAGUGUUUUGAGAUACCUGUGCUUAAGUUGAUAGCAAAAGUGAACAGCAAUAACUGUUCUAUUCCUGUUUUUAUAGCCAAGUUUAUGAUCAGAUCAAGAAUCAUUU
This is a messenger RNA of Saccoglossus kowalevskii, 3110 nucleotides long. RefSeq lists its product as uncharacterized. The record is from RefSeq and is a predicted model, not a curated record. Lineage: Eukaryota; Metazoa; Hemichordata; Enteropneusta; Harrimaniidae.